Molecule: messenger RNA, 345 nt
Organism: Nicotiana tabacum (common tobacco)
Lineage: Eukaryota; Viridiplantae; Streptophyta; Magnoliopsida; Solanales; Solanaceae
Source: RefSeq, a predicted model, not a curated record
AUGCCCGGUUAUGCAAAAAUGAUGAAGGACUUGAUAUCCCGUAAGUUCGACUUCCAAGACUUGGCAACUGUCACAUUGACACAGACCUGUAGUGUUAUUGUGUCAAGACCUAUAGCUGAGAAGUUAUCUGACCCUGGAAGCUUCACAAUUCCAUGCACCAUAGGUAGCUAUGCAUUUGCCAAGGCAUUGUGUGAUUUGGGAGCAAGUAUAAAUCUGAUGCCAUUGUCUAUCUAUAAAAAGUUAGGCAUUGGAAGAGCAAGACCCACAUCCAUGUUACUACAGUUAGCUGACCGAACGGUAAAAAAGCCAUCAGGUAUACUUGACGAUGUAUUUGUACAAGUUUGA